UUCCAGAUCUUGCGACGUUGAUGGGCACCUCGGAAUAUCCCAAAAAGUUCCAUGGGUGAAGAAACCUUGACAACACGUCCUUUCGAAUUCUCCUAGCCCACGGUCUCUAGAAUUCUUCUCCUAGACAACGCUCUCUAGAAUACUUAAACUAGACAAAGCUCUCUAAAAUACUUCGACUAGACAAAAGUUCUCAAGAAUACUUCGACUAGACAAAGCUCUCUAGAAUACUUCGACUAGACAAAGUUCUCAAGAAUACUUCGACUAGAAAAAAAAGUUCUUUGGAGUAUAAUUCAGUUCGAAACCCUCCCUUCGACCAGCGCUCAAGAUGACGGAGGUACACGAAGAGAGGAUCACGUCGACCGCCGUUGCAGGAUUCCCCUCUAGAGGCGCCAAAGUCGAGCCCUAGGAUGGGACCCUUCCGCAGACACGUUCCUGCGUCUUCUUUCGUCUCUCCAACGUCUUCUGCUCCUCCUUCAUCCUCUCUAGGAAACCGAAGACGACUAACCCGCGAGGGAGACACUGGACUUAACCGUAGAUUAUUUUUUAGAAUGAUGCACCAGCGACGCAGUUAUGUUUUCCUCUUAGGAUCAACGUUAAAGCUUUACUAGAAGACGCCAUACAGAGAUUAAGCAGCAGGAUUUUUAGAAUAGACGAAGCUCAAGUUUGUAGUAGAGGAAAGCUGUCUUGCAUUUCAUUUCUUCGAUCAUUAAUAACUUGGGGUCAAAAGAGACAGGUAUUCUCCUGUGAUACGGAUUAACGGAGCCGCUGACAAAGGACCACUUGUAUACUUCUAAGAAUCGCAUACCAAGCCUUGGGAAUCUUCUAAACAAGUAAAGUUCAGCAUCAACUUUCAAAAACGAAAGCGAAAAAAAGAAAAUUGGACAAGUCUACGACGCAAACGUAUCUCUCCGUGAUUAACAUCUCGCAAAGCAAAGGCAGACUAGCGUGAAAUGAAAAAUGUAACUUUUCAGAACUUUGGCAAAACAAUCGAGUGUUUCGAGACAAUCAAAACAGAAAAAAUAACUCACUCCUUUUAGCAAAAGUACUUUUUUUUUUUCUUUUUGUAAAGUGCGUUUCAUUUCUGUACACGUAGGCGAUAGAUGUCUGGUUACACAAAGCUUGUGAAGUUCUUCGUUCACUAUUUUUAGGGAGGCUUUAUAUGAACUCGUACUUGUGCCAUAGUAUUUUUAGAUGAAGGUUAGUGAUUGUAGGCGCUCGCAGGACUGGACGUUAUUGUGAUAUAACGAUCAUUUUCUACCUCAUAGGUGUUUUUUCAUAUACAUUUUUUACAUCCAUGAACCUCCAACCACAAACGAAUAAAGUCACUGUGGAAAGCUAAGACGUAAUACAUAUCGUAAAAAGGACACAAGACAGAAACAAACAAUUUUGUUGUGAAGCAUUCAGCUCAAGAACUUUUAUACAAAGAAAGCCCGUGGAAUAAGGACCUGUGCAACAGUUUCUUUCAAGUUUCUCUGGCAUAAUUUAGCGCCUGUGGGUUCAGUAGCACUGGGAAUGAAAUAGUUUUAACAAUAGUUCAAUAAAUACGAUUUUAGACGCGUAAUUCAUAUCACAUCUGUUAGGGAAGUAGCUGGCUGAAAUAAAGCAAAGAAGGUUUGAAAUUCAAAAAAUUCCUUCAGGCUGGUGUGAUCUUUUGCACUAGCUGUCUUCCAGAGCAAUACAACAGUCUUCCAAAAGCUUUUGGUUGUCUUCCAGGAUAUCGAGGUUGUCGGUAUGUGGCAUAUCAUUUUCUUCAAUUAGCACUGACGACUCACCACAACCUAAAAGAACAGCACCCUUCACAGUUUUUCUUUUGCAAAGGACAACCUAAUCUACAUUCAUUUCAAGCACCUUCUCACAAUGUAUCUCCAGUACAUUACCAAAAUUAGAUCAGUUAGUGAAAAGUAGAUUCAGGAUUGUUUCCACUUAUGGAUCAUUAGUCUCAUAGAGCUGGCCUUCAACCUAUUCAGACAGGCUCUGCCAGGUGACAGGUCUCAGUCAACCUGUUAAAACAGGCUCUGCCAGGUGACAGGUCCCAAUCAACCUGUCAAGACAGGCUCUGCCAGGUGACAGGUCUCAGCUCGGAGAUGGUGUCUCCUCGGGUGUUUGCGCCAGACCAUGAGAACGCUGUGGAUUGUUAGUUCACAGAAUAGGUCUGGUAGGUCACAAUACACGCUUAAUUGGGUGUGGUUGUGGGUGUGGGUGUGGUCGCUAACCCUCUGCAGGGUAGCUGGGGAAUGUCCUAAAGUUUGCGAAUGCAAGUGGAAAGACGGCAAAAGAACUGUUUCUUGCAUAGGCGCUGAAUUCGACGACAUUCCACGUCGGUUGGACCCGUCCACGCAGGUGCUCGACCUCAUGCAGAACAACUUAAAGGUUCUGCCAGAACACGCAUUCGCCAACACAGGUCUCGUCAAUCUACAAAAGCUGUGGCUCACUUACUGUAACCUGAAGCAGCUGGAUCGUGGUGCCUUCAAAAUGUUAGCUAAUUUGGUGGAGUUGGACCUCAGUCAUAACUUACUUCGAAGUGUACCUUCUGCUGCUCUUAGUGACAUUCCUGGUCUUAGGGAGCUACGAAUGGCCCGCAAUGCUCUCACUUCCAUACCUGCCGAAGCAUUCACACCCACGCCAGACCUAGUUCGUCUUGACCUCUCCAGUAACCGAAUAUAUGCUUUACAUUACCAUGCUUUCUGGGGUCUAGCCAGCCUAGAAGUACUAAAGCUUUCUGGCAAUGUGUUAAAUCACAUGGGCCAAGAGGUGCUAGUGCCUCUGAUGGCACUCCAUGGGUUGCAUCUGAAUGACAACCCAUGGCAGUGUGACUGCCGUCUACGCCCUCUUCGUGAAUGGAUGAUAAAUAACAAUAUAGCUGGAUUAGUUCCGCCUACGUGUGCCCGUCCAACACGCAUUAGUGGUCGUGGUUGGCAUACUUUGACUUUAGACGAGUUUGUGUGUGUGCCCCACGUGGCAGCAAUCGUACCAGAGAUUUUUGCACAACAAGGGGAUAAUGUUUCUCUUGCAUGCCGUGUAGAAUCUGAUAUGAAAUCAGAGGUCAUGUGGCUUGUAGGUGACAAGCCUUUAGUGAAUGCUACUGAUUCCUGGAGAUAUAAGGUGCUAGAAUUAGUUUCUCUUAACCAAUCAGCUCUACUGUCCAACCUAACUAUUUCGGGUGCAGUUGCUAAAGAUCAGGGGACUUACCGAUGCAUUGCUGAAAAUAAAGCUGGCCGUGCAGAAUCAAAUGUCACCCUUCAAGUGUCUGCUGAUGAAUCUGAGAGUGGUUUUGUGUUUUUUGAUACGACGUACAUGACAGGCGGACUUCUGUCAGGUUUGGGUUUCCUUAUAACUAUAUUAUUAUUAGUAAGUUGCGUUGUGCAUCGUCGACAGAGAGUUAGGCUAUUCAGAAGGCAGGAAGAAGAGCGCGGACGAGCUGCUCUGAACCCACCACAGACCGCCGUCGCCGGUUGCAAGCCCAAGCCUCCAGCCACCCAACAAAGAUUUUCUGCUAACUAUCAGGCCUCAUCCGACGAAAAGGAACCUCUCCAUCCUACUCAUUCGAAGCACUCUCGUUCUCCACGAGACAACGUCAACGGAAGCUACAGUCGGAGUUCCCACGCAAGGUACCAGGAAAACAACAUCGACGACCCAAGGGCUCAUCACAGGCUGUCGCAAAAUAACCUGGACAGGUUAUCGUACGCCGAAGUACCCAUAUGUGAUCUGUCACGAAGCAGGAGCGACUUGGAGGAGAGGCUGAGCUGGAAGAACCUCGAAUUCGAGACAGAUAUCCUACGCCGUGAGUGUAGUCCUACGGGAUCUGUUGUGUCUGUGGUCAGCAACGGUCCUUAUCCGGAUAUGGUGGACAUCCCUUACACUCACACAGGGGAUGAGUACAGAAGUGAAUUCCAAGCUUAUGAUUCUUCAUUCAGUAAUCGUCCUAGGAAAUCGAGCCAUCAUUCUUACGAAGACACAAGAUUGGGCCAUUUGUCUUAUGACCACAGCUCCCUCGACGGCAGGUGUUACAGUGACCUUAACCUUGCCCUAAGUGAGGAUUCCUACGACGCCCUAAGCCGCCGUAUUGGCCGUCGCCGAGCUAUCCGAUACCCAUCUCUGCCCACCACGCCCAUGAUCGAGCACGACGAGCCCGUCAGGAUCACCAGCGCCCACGAUGCCCGGCGUCUUCGGCGAAUCAUGGCUUCUCACAGAGGUAAAUACCACUCGCUGGAAGGCACGAGCGAGCUGAGCUCUGGGGAUCCUUACCGUUAUCACUUCCACGCAGCCCGCCUGGACAAGUUCCUGCAGGAGUACCGAGGCCUCCAGGCGCAGAUCUACCGCAGGAAGGCGGCCGUCAACCGACCUGGGUCGACUGCCAGACUGUCUGCCUCGGACACGCUGGAUGUGACCGGUACUUCUCUUUACAAGGAUGCAACUGUCCCGCCCUACAUGGAGGUCGACAUCGGACUAUCCCACCGGAGGGCACUGCCAACGACCAAGGCUCUACUAUCCGCGUCGCAGAGUGUGGGAAUGAACAAGGGGCCCGUCCUGAGCACCGAGAGGAGGCGGAGCAUGGCACAGGUCGGCAACCUCACCCACAGCGACUCGGUCAUCGAAGCUAUGCAAGGAAGGGCGCUCACCCCCACCGACUACAUGAUCGAGGUCAUGCAGAACACGGACGUCGUGGCCACUCCCAAGACCAUCAUCGAUGCAGUGACCACCAGGGACCUGGAGGACUCCGAGAGCAUGAGGGAAGUGCGGGAGGCCAUGCAGGAGGCGCGAGACCUGAGUCCUGCCGAGUCGGUGAUGGACGUGAUGAAGGGAAGGAUGUUGAGGUCCAGCGAAUCCUUACCUGUGAUACAGAGGAGAAAAAGGAGCUCCACGGAUUCCAGGAUGGACUCGUCCUCGGAGGAACCCCCGAGACAAACCGAACCCCUUCGAUCAAUCCUCAAAAACCGAUACGAGGGGGGAGGGCUCCUGUACUCCGGGGGGCAGUACCCUCAAAGUGCCUACUACGACAGCAGUGGCGUAUGUGAGGGCAACAUCGAUACCUCUUAUAGUUCUGAAUAUAAAGAUUACCUGGACCACGAGUCUUGAGAGCUGGUAAGACUCAUUAGUGACAUGGAAUGACGACGAUGUUUUUGUAAUUCGUUUUUCAUCUUCUCUUCGACAGUUAGGUCUCUCUCUCUCUAGUCACUUGUCUAUCCAGAUCUCGUGUUGUGCUGUAGACUGUUGAUCUCUUUAUGAAACUUUUAACUGUGUAUCUUGCGUCUCGAUCUUUAAAGAAAUGAAGAUUCUGAAUAAAAAGGGGUUUCAUUUUCCUCUGAGUAGUUUGCAAGAACUUUAGCCAAAGAGAUAUUAUUAAUGACGAUUGAUAAUGGGACAAAUGAACUAAUAAAGAUCCAUAAGAAACUGGCUAAUUUAAAUCCAGAUGGUUUACGAAACGUUUAGACUUUAUUUCAUUGGUAAAAGCUGGCACCAGUUUGUAAAAUGACAUUAAUAAUUAAAAAAAGGUUUGUCACGAAGACCAUUUACCUCAAAUAAUCAUAACUAAGAUGCUCUUAUAAUGCAAUAAUAAAUCAGAACAAUAUUUACUA
Molecule: messenger RNA, 5576 nt
Organism: Macrobrachium nipponense
Lineage: Eukaryota; Metazoa; Arthropoda; Malacostraca; Decapoda; Palaemonidae
Molecular function (GO): protein binding
Source: RefSeq, a predicted model, not a curated record